AUGUGGAUUAUUAACUGGUUUUAUGAUAUCCUUGCCAACCUUGGCCUUCUUAACAAGCAUGCCAAACUACUCUUCCUCGGUCUCGAUAAUGCCGGUAAAACUACACUCCUGCAUAUGUUGAAGAAUGAUCGAGUUGCUCUUAUGCAACCUACCUCGCAUCCAAACAUCUACUACUGGAAUACCACGGCUGACCCCACACUGCGAAUAGCCUCCGAGGAACUAGCCAUCGGUAACAACAGAUUCACCACCUUCGACUUGGGUGGCCAUUUGCAAGCCCGUCGUUUGUGGAGGGACUACUUCCCCGAAGUCAACGGUAUCGUCUUCCUGAUCGACUCGAUGGACGUCGAACGCUUCCCCGAAGCCAAAGCCGAGCUUGACGCUCUUCUCAACAUGGAAGAUCUGGCUAAAGUUCCUUUCCUCGUCCUCGGUAACAAGAUCGAUCACCCUUCAGCCGUCUCUGAGGACCAGUUGAGAUCUGCUUUGGGUCUUUACCAGACUACUGGUAAGGGCAAGGUGCCGUUGGAGGGAAUUAGGCCCAUCGAGCUGUUUAUGUGCAGUGUUGUUAUGAGACAGGGUUACGGCGAGGGUAUCCGAUGGAUGUCUCAAUACGUCUAA
Molecule: messenger RNA, 615 nt
Organism: Arthroderma uncinatum
Lineage: Eukaryota; Fungi; Ascomycota; Eurotiomycetes; Onygenales; Arthrodermataceae
Product: small GTP-binding protein
Exons: 5
Coding region: 1-615 (204 amino acids)
Biological process (GO): membrane organization; vesicle organization; endoplasmic reticulum to Golgi vesicle-mediated transport
Cellular component (GO): endoplasmic reticulum exit site; COPII vesicle coat
Molecular function (GO): GTP binding; GTPase activity
Source: RefSeq, a predicted model, not a curated record